Molecule: messenger RNA, 4114 nt
Organism: Callorhinus ursinus (northern fur seal)
Lineage: Eukaryota; Metazoa; Chordata; Mammalia; Carnivora; Otariidae
Gene: APOBR
Product: apolipoprotein B receptor
Biological process (GO): triglyceride metabolic process; lipid transport
Cellular component (GO): membrane
Molecular function (GO): very-low-density lipoprotein particle receptor activity
Source: RefSeq, a predicted model, not a curated record
GGCCCGGGGAAGACGGGCUUGUCUCGGUGGGUGGGGACGGUCAUUUGUCAGCUUUCUGGACACACAGACAGAGACAGACAAGAUGGAUUUCCUCCGGCUACAUCUCCCUGGGCUGCAUCAGGCCUUGCGGGGAGCACUGGAUUCCCUCAGCUCCUUUGUCUCCUACCUUAUGGGAGAUGAGGUCCCCACUGCAGAGAGGAAGGAGGCGAGGGCAGCCGAGGAGCUGGGGGAGGUGGCUGCAGGAAGGCCAGGGAAGCAUGAAGAGAAGGAAGCCCAGGAGGCCCUGGAGGGCCUUGGAGGCAGCCAAAACCAGGAGGCUGGAGGGCUGAGAGGGCCUGGGGAGGCUGGAAGACGCCAGGACGGAAGUUCAGCAACAGAACAGACCUGGGGUUGGGAAGAAGGCAGCUCCCAUGGGUCUCAGGCAGACAGGCAGGACACUGGGGUCUGGGAGGCAGUCAAGGCUGCCAGGUGCCAGGAGCCAAGGGCCCACUUAGAGGCCAGAAAGGAGUCCAAGACAGGGUCUGAGGCUGUUCGAGACAACAGCAGUCAAGCCCGGGAGAGUCAAGGGCCCAAUGAGCAGGAAGUGAACACAGAGGAGACACCGAGAACCUGGGAACAGGAGGAGGAGGCGGAAGAGGUCAGGGAAAGAAAACCAGAGGUGGCCAGGAAGGCGGAGUCAGAGUGGACCUGGCACCGGGAGCCUGAGGGGGAGGUAGGUGCUGAUGGGCAAAAGGUAGCAGGGGACGGCAGGGGGUCAUUAGAGCAAACGGUCAAGGAGGCAGUUGCAGAGGAGAUCCAGGGGUCUGGAACCAAAGAGGCCGGGAAGGAAGUAGAGGUGAUGGUGGUCCUAAGGGGUAGCCCAAGCACAAGGGCACGGGAAGCAUGGGAGUCAGGGACAGAAUCUGAGGACGGGACAGCCUCAGGCAGGGAGGAAGCCAGGACAGUCUCAGACAGGGAGGAGGACGGGACAACCUCAGGCAGAGUGGAGGACGGGACAGCCUCAGGCAGAGUGGAGGACGGCACAGCCUCAGGCAGGGAGGAGGCUGGACUAACUUUAGUCAGGGUAGAGGCCAGGACCACCUCAGUUGGGAAGGAGGGGGACCUCUCAGGAGCCAGGAAGAGAGAAUAUGGGGAAGUCUCAGGAGAAAGGAUCUCAGAGGGUACUGGGAGGGCCUGGGCAUUCGAGGAGGCCUCCUGGGGAGACCAGGAGGAGGAAGUGGAUGAGAAUAGAGAGGCUGAGAUGAGCUUUUCCCCCAAAGAGACCCAGGCCCUGGCAACUAAGGGCACAGAAGAAGCAACUAAGGACCAGACAGCAGCGGGGGAGGCUGCAGAAGGCCAGGGGUCAGAGGGGGAGGUAGGGGAGGGCUUUGAGAUCCAAGCAGAUCAGGGAGGUAAAGAGGCUGAGGGGAGGCAAGCCUCAGCGAUCAGGACUGUUGCCGCCAGUCCGGAGGAGGUGGUGGAGGCAGAGACGGCCAAAGAGGAGGAAGAGGGUUGCUGGGCCUCAGAGGCUGAGUUGCCCAAGGACGACGUGGCAAAUGAGGCUGAAGGGGAUGCUGACCUGGAAGCAACCCUAGAGACCAGCAGUCCUGAGAAGGAGUUCAGCGGGGAGAGGAGUGAGGGGGAGGCUCAGACAGGCGGAGAAGCACAGGGGGUGGAGUGGGGUGGCCUUGAGCACGAAAUCACUGAAGGCCAAGAACCUGAGCUGAUGGCAGACCCCCAGACCCUGACAGAGCAGCCUGAGGACGGACAGGGGGGUGAGGAAGAGCUCUGGGGCGUUUCAGCUCUGAGCAAAGAGGAGACGGAAGGGAGCCUGGAGGAAUACCCCAGGAAUGUGGGAGAUGUAAAGCCUGAUGCCCCUGGGGCAGAAGUCUGGGAGAACCAGAGAAGGGAUGUGGAGGGAGGGGAUGCCCAGGAAGAAAAAGCAGAUGCUGAAGAGGGGGAGGAGGAGGCUGCAGGAGGCCAGGCCCCGAAGGAGGCCGGGGGAGGCCGAGAGUCUGUGCUCCCGGAUGUCCCAGAGGCAGGCGGGGAGUGGAAGAAAGCCCAGGACGCAGGGUGUGGGGCAGAGGAGGGAGACAGCCCUGGAGCAGAGAGCCAGGAGCUGGGUGGAAGGCAUGGGGCAGACGCAGGGACAGGUCAGUCGCUGGGAGAGUCAGAUGCCAGAGAAACCGAGGAUGAGGAGGUGGAGGCCACCACAGUGCCCUGGGGGGCAGACACAACAUCCAGCGGAAACUGGAGGCUGGAGGAGGCCGCUCUGAGCCUCCAGGACAGCGAGGACCCAGGGGUCAGUUCUUUGGCUUCUGAGAUGGUGAGGGAUAAGGUAGCUCUGGUUGGCAGGGCUGCUGGAGCUGGGGGAGGGCUCGAAAGAGAGGCUGGGGAAGCUGGGGACUCCAAAGGGAGGCAGGAGGCUGGGGGAGGCGGGGAGCUGGUAGAGGCUAUACAGGGAGAAAACCGAGGUGGGCUGGAGUUUGGCCUGGCGGGCUCCGCAGACGAGGAGGUGGCUGGCAGAGGGGACCAAGCAGAGGCUUCGGAGGCCAGAGAGGGUGAGCCUGGGGGAGAGUGGGUGGAGGUCAGGGAGCCUGCGGUGGCAGAAGGAAGCUGUGGGAUGGAAGGCUUUAUCUCGGGCUCCCAGGUGGCGAAGGCAGAGGGGACCGUGGCCACGGUGGAGGCCGAGGGGCUCCCAGGAGGGCAGACGCUGUUGGAAGAGGAGGCUGUGGGAUGGCAAAUGAAGGAGCAGGGGCGGGGCAGUGAGGGGCAGUGUGGGGACCACCACCCCGACGGAGAGGCAGGAAGGCCCCUUGAUGUGGAGGAUGUUGCGGUGACUGAAGACCGGAGAGCACAGGCCGAGGAGAUUGUUCCCGAAGGCCCGGAGGACGUCCAGGGCCCGGAGAACCAGUCAACACACCAGGACCCUGCAGAGGCCGAGCGUGGGUCACAGGGGGAGACGGCAGCAAGUGCUGGUCAGGGCGCUGGCGCCAGCUGGAGCGAGGCCCUGCUCCCUGGGUCUCUCCUGGACGUCUCUGUCCCCCGGAGCCGUGUACUCCUGUCUCGCAACUCCUCGCUGCGCCGCUCCCGGCCCUCUUCCCGACGGACCGGCACCCCUGAGCAGCAGGAGGAGCCUCCCCGCCCGCCACCCGAGGAAGAGAUGUCAGCUCCCGAGCAGAGACUUCUCCAGCCAGAGGAGCCCCCAGAGCCCAGCCCCCCGAAGCCUGAGGGGACCCCGCUGCCAGCCAGGAGAAGGCCGCUGGGACGUGGGUUUGGCCUUGCACACACCGGCAUGAUGCAAGAACUGCAAUCUCGGCUGGGCCUGCCAAAGCCGCAGGGAGGGCCCUGAGCCCCCGGGAGCCCGGCCCCAAGUGAGGCUCGGAAGGAUCUUCCGAACCCUGCGCAGCCUAUCUCCCUCUGCCACUCGGGACACACCCUUUCCACCCUCUGGGCCUCAGUUUCUCAGUGCGUCAUUCUCGGAACAGACAGAACCAGAUGCCUGCGAGGACCAUGAACUUGAGGAGCGUGACUCGGCAAUGUGGCCGACAGACUCCCUGCCCGCUGGGACCGCUCCUCACGGCCUGUCCUGACCACCCCUCUCAUCUGUCUCGGCCGCCUGGAGGGCCAAGGGGACGAGACAGUUCUCCCCUCAGCCUUCCCUCCGGGACUGCUCCCAGUCCCCACCCGGGCCUUCCGGAAAGCUGCGGAGCAGCACACAAACCUCGGGGGUGGGAGCUAGCCCAGAAGAACGGGGUCAGCAGGGCCGACAAGCUCCAUUUGCAAUGGGAGGUGGGUGAGAAACAGAUCGUCAGCGGCCCUGAGCUUUCAAAAAACGCACAACUCUGCUGGUUACUAUGGCAACCACCGGCCCAGCGAGCCAGAAUGGGGGAAGGUACCCAGGAGCCCCCAGAAUUUAGGAGCAGAAAGGGGCCCAGGGUGGCCAGAGGCUACAGACUCUUGUCCCCUGGGGGUCAGGUACCCCUUCUCUGAAAAGAAGCUGAGACCGAGGGAGGAUGAGAGUGCUUUAUUGGGCACCCCGCAUGGUGACCUAGCCCGAGGACAGCUAGCAGGCUCUGAAACAAUAAAUAAACCAUCCUUUCCCUAAACAAUAAAUAAAUAUCCAAGAAAUAAA